Uranotaenia lowii is the source of this 2879-nucleotide messenger RNA. RefSeq names its product muscle segmentation homeobox (gene Dr). The transcript is spliced from 2 exons. Gene Ontology annotation, cellular component: nucleus. The record is from RefSeq and is a predicted model, not a curated record. NCBI's taxonomy places the organism in Eukaryota, Metazoa, Arthropoda, Insecta, Diptera, Culicidae. Bases 517 to 1455 code for a protein of 312 amino acids. Gene Ontology annotation, biological process: regulation of transcription by RNA polymerase II; embryonic morphogenesis. Gene Ontology annotation, molecular function: RNA polymerase II transcription regulatory region sequence-specific DNA binding; DNA-binding transcription factor activity, RNA polymerase II-specific.
UCGUAGAGUCGUGAGCACGCAAUCGUUGUUGAAGAGCGCCCUCUUUGCCUUGUGACGGAUAAUCUUGUGUCGAUUGCGGAUCGUGUUGUUUGUUGUGCUCCUUUUUUCCUUCCAAUGUUUCUGUUCGCCGACGUCGUCGUUGGUCGUUGUAGAAGCGUCGUCGCUGUUGUUCCUUUAGCCGUUGCUGAUAACGGUUCCAGUGAUUUGGUGUGACCAGCGGGAGUAGAUAAGAGUUAUUGAUUUUUUUGUUGUUGCUCCGACGCAGAGGUACAAGUGCGUGAAAUUGUGAGUCGUGGAUUGCGUGGAUGCAGCACUUUAAGAAAAGGUCGGAGAUCAAGUGGUGUUUUGUAAACUGAAAGGAGCUGGUAGAAAGAAAAACCAAGCUCUGGAUUAUAGUGUGGAUUUGAGUGUUUUGGUUAAUUGGGUUACGAAAAGUGGUCGAAUGCAAGAAGCUAUUUAACAGGAAUCCUUCAGGAAGCAGAGAAGAAGAGACACAGCGAGCUAUCGCCGGUAUUUAUGAUAAAAUCAUCAGGAAUGACUGUAACUCCGAUACGAAUGGCGAUGACCAGCCCGACGGUUCCUGUGCAACAGAAGAGUGCCUCGCGGAUUAGUAACUUCAGCGUAGCGUCAUUGCUCGCUGACACCCGGCCUAAGACGCCGACCGGGAUGAUCGGGAUGACGGAAGUACUUCUACCUGCCAAUCUCUCCCAGGCCAGUAGUUCACCCCGAUCCGCCCACGACAGUAGUUCCAUCAAAAAUGAUCCGGAACGAUCGGAUACCCCGCACAGUCUGCUGGAGUCGGACGAUUACGACUCCAACCAGGAAGAUUCGAUUGUGGACAUCGAAGAUAUUCAUAAUGAAAACAGCAGUAGUUCUCAGCCGGGAAUGCCGGACAAGAUUGGAUCCCCCUCGAUGUUGCAGCAUUCGGCGGCGCUAACGGCGGCCGGACAUGUUCCUAUCCGACCGACCCCGUUCAGUGCCUUGGCGGCGGCAGCGGCAGCCUGGGGUGGCAUGAGCGGUGGAAUGCCCUGGCCCGCAGCCCGACAAAUGCCUCCCUUCGGUCCGCCCGGUCUGUUCCCUGGACAGGGUUUCGGAUCGGGACAGCUCGGUGCAGAUGGUGAACCACCCCGCAUCAAGUGCAACCUGCGGAAGCACAAACCGAACCGGAAACCCCGCACCCCAUUCACCACCCAGCAGCUGCUCUCGCUCGAGAAAAAGUUCCGGGAAAAACAGUACCUCAGCAUAGCGGAGCGGGCCGAGUUCAGUUCCUCGUUGCGGCUCACCGAAACCCAGGUCAAGAUCUGGUUCCAGAACCGACGGGCCAAGGCGAAACGGCUACAGGAAGCGGAGCUGGAAAAGAUCAAAAUGGCAGCACUGGGCCGAGCACCGGGCGCCCAGCUCUACAUGGGCUACUUCCACCCGAGUCUGAUGGGCGGAGCGAUGCAUUUAGGAUAAAGCGACGGGAGCUCCUCGCCCAAUCUCUCUCUAUCUAAUUUUGUAAGAAGAAACCAAUUGUGAAUAUUAGUCCCGUAAGGUUCCCCUCACUCCUCGAACAACUGUAAAAAGUACCUCCUAGGAAAAAAUAAAAAAGAAAGGAAAAACCCAUACGAAACCAAAUCGUUCCUGAGCGGAGUUAGGGUAACGAAAAGAACAUGUAAAUGGCAGAGACAGCUAGGAACCUUUUCAAAUGGCGCCCUCGAAGAAUAGAAGCAAUCACUAUGGGGAACAGUCAAUCGUGAAGUCAACGAGUGAAGUAGGAGCAACCCUUCACAUCGCAUUUUUAUUUAUUAAUACAGCUCGAAAAUAUUAAUUUCCUGUUUCGAAUUCGUUUCCAUUUUUAAAAAAUCGGUUCUGUCAGAGUCAAGUCAGUCAGUCAAUCACCCGAAAGCGCAUAACCUCUAAAAAAAACCAAAACCAGGAAAAGCACUCGUCAAUCAAUUAUAAAUGCCAUAAGUAAGCGAGUAUAAAACUGUUUUUUUUUCGGUGGUAAACAGAGCUUAUGAGUUCAUCCAAUGUUCGUUUACCUUCGUUUCGAAGCAAAUAUUUGGAACCAAUCAAAAAACAGUUUGAAGAAAUUAAUUUGGCAAAGCACUUUAAGGGGGCUGUUUGUGAUUCUUUCGACAUCCGAACCAAUCUCAUCUGAACUAAAUUGUGGAGCCUCGAAAAACGCGAACAAAAAGAAGUAAGUGAGAGCUAAUAUUUAUCCAAUUUCGCUUAAAGCAGUCAGUACACACACAAACAAACAGUAAAAGUGAGAGAAACAGACAAACAACCUAGGUGACUUAAUUUAUGCAUCCUUGAGCAGUCAUAAUCCCGCAGGGCGCUACAAAUUCUCAAAAAAGAAAAGAACCGGUUAAGAGUUCGACCAUAUUGUAAAUAUAGUUUGCCAAUUGUUCCUGGAACUCCGAAUGGCCGUUCCCUAGGAAGAAAGAUCCGUGUCAGAGUUUAGGUUAUGUUCCCCAAAACUAGUGUAAAUAUAGCCGUUAAGGAUAGGGCGUUUCAUCUACGUUUGUAACUAUACUUAUAACAAUAAUAUCAUGUAAGGUGUUCAGCUAAAGUUGUGAGAAUGAAGCUGGAGAAAAAAAAAUGUCCCCUCAGAGUGCUGCCCGGAUGCAGCGAGAAUACUUGAUUGAGAUGGGGAAACAAAAAAGUAAUAGCAACAGUAAAACACAGAAACUAUACGUCGUCGUCUUCUCGAAAAGCUCCUCUAGAUAAGGUUAUACUAAAUAAAAUUAUUAUUAUGUAAAAACAAUAAAACUAUUGAAAACUAUAGCGAGUGAAAACAAACAAAUGAACCCCCCCAAAACGGGGUUCACUGUAAGGCUAUUCUCGACAAGGUCUCAAUAAAACAAACGGAUUUAACUAUUUAACAAAUUGAA